Messenger RNA from Aspergillus sclerotioniger CBS 115572, 626 nucleotides. RefSeq lists its product as uncharacterized. Lineage: Eukaryota; Fungi; Ascomycota; Eurotiomycetes; Eurotiales; Aspergillaceae. The record is from RefSeq and is a predicted model, not a curated record. The coding region runs from base 100 to 531 and encodes 143 amino acids. The transcript has 2 exons.
CAUCGAUACUCGAUAGAUAAGAAGGGAACAAUAUCCUUUAGAUCUCGGUAUGUACCUAGGGUGUACUACCAGUUCUGAACCCUAGUGAGUAUUGAAGGGAUGUACCUUUGUGGUUGCGGCGGUUGGGGUCGAGCCAGGGCCGGGAAAGCCAUCUCCCCGCACCCGGCGCUUUCUUUAGCCCGCACUCUAUUCAGAGGGGCAUCGAGGAUAUGCAUACAGGGUCCUCCGUGGCAAUGCAUGUUAGGGAUACACUGCGGGGCACCAUGCAUUCUUCCAGACACUCUCCUGGACAUUUCGGGAGAAGCAGAAAAAAAGUCGGAUUCUAUCGGAAUCCUUUUGAAGACUUACUCUAAAACUCAAGACCUUGGGCAGUUAUUGAGGCGCCCAGGAUCCUUUGGCCGUGGCAACUUGCCUUUUAUCAGUCAGUUAAGAUGGAAGGCUUUCCCCCCAAGUUGCGGGAAAAUGAAGCAUAUCAACUUGCUUUCGUGUCGCUUCAUGCCGAGCAAUGCUCGGGAUAGACUGGCUGGCUAAGAAUAUUUAAUAUCUCUGAGCCAGCCAUGGUUGUCAAUUCACCAACCCAUCAUUUUCGCUCAAUCAGCAAGUCGCCACGAUGCCAACAAUAACAU